Messenger RNA from Paralichthys olivaceus (Japanese flounder), 4342 nucleotides. RefSeq names its product UDP-Gal:betaGlcNAc beta 1,4- galactosyltransferase, polypeptide 3 (gene b4galt3). Gene Ontology annotation, biological process: galactosylceramide biosynthetic process; carbohydrate metabolic process. Gene Ontology annotation, cellular component: Golgi apparatus. NCBI's taxonomy places the organism in Eukaryota, Metazoa, Chordata, Actinopteri, Pleuronectiformes, Paralichthyidae. Gene Ontology annotation, molecular function: galactosyltransferase activity. The record is from RefSeq and is a predicted model, not a curated record.
UGCGGCGAUGCUCUUGCGUGUGAAAGCGUCUUCGGCGCUCUCUAAGCAGCUACGGGGAGAUUUCGCCUCGGAUGAGAGAUUAGGACUCGGAGGAGAAGCGGGAGGAGGAGGAGCGACCAUCACCAGGGGAAGAACAAAAGCAAAUCACGGGAUCUUUUGGUCCAUCGCGUCCACUCGGUGGUGGCGGCGGCGGCCCGUCGAGUCUGUGAGGAAGCCGGGGGCUGGAUUUGACUCUCGCAGGGAUGUGCUGAAAGCUUGAUGAUGAAAGGAGGAAGAGGAGGAGAGAGGUGGAGUGAGCACUCAACAGUGCAGAUCUGUUUUUAAUCAGCCCCUUUUUUUAAAUCAGGGACAUCUAUGGUCAGGAGGUGAUGGCGGCGCUGACUGAGCUUCACCACUACUGUUACCCCUUCCCACAGAUGGACACCCACCACCUGCACGCCUGAGCCUGCACCCAGCACUGUCUCCCCCCCUCUCCUUCUGCCUCUCCUCACUCAUUUCUUACCUCUCCCUCCAGCCACCACUUGCUUUCCCCCCAUCAUUCCUCCUCCUGUCCCUCCAUCCAAUUUCCUCCAUCUGGAUUUUUGCUGUAUCCCUGCGAUCUUACUUUAUUAUGGCGUACUGCGGCCGCUCUCUGGACUCCCCGUGCACGCUGGCCCUGCUGGUGGGCUUCCAGUUUGCCUUUGUCCUCUAUUUCUCCCUCGGGGGCUUCAGGGGCCUGGUAUCCGUCCUGGUGCACACCACUGAGCCGGAGUUUGAUUACUCUCGACCUCAUGACGUCUACACCAACCUCAGUCAUCUGGGCGCUCCGCCUCCCCCGCCUCGCAACUCGGGCACUGGACCCCCUGUCACAGGACCGCCGCUGAGAGACUGCCAGAUCCCUUCCCCACUGCUGGUCGGACCCGUGUCUGUCCAUCUUUCCUCUCCUCUUUCUCUGGAGGAGAUCAGACAGAGGAAUCCAUUAGUGUUGCCAGGCGGACGCUACCGUCCUCCGGACUGUGAACCCCGCCAUCACACAGCGAUAGUGGUGCCGUACCGGAACCGGCAGACCCACCUCCGCGCGCUGCUCUACCACCUCCACCCCUUCCUGCAGAGACAACAGAUCCACUACAGCAUCUACAUAGUGCAGCAGUGGGGGAACGGUACUUUUAACCGAGCCAAGCUGCUCAACGUCGGGGUGCGGGAGGCCCUCAGAGACGAAGACUGGAGCUGUAUCUUCCUCCACGACGUCGACCUGCUGCCCGAGAACGACCACAACACCUACACCUGCCACAAACAGUUCCCCACACACCUGUCUGUGGCCAUGGACAAGUUCAGAUACAGGCUGCCGUACCCGCAGUAUUUUGGCGGCGUGUCUGCAGUGACCCCAGACCAGUACAUGAAGAUGAAUGGUUUCCCCAACCUGUACUGGGGCUGGGGUGGAGAGGAUGACGACAUCGCUGCCAGAGUGCGUCUCUCUGGCAUGAAGAUUGUGCGUCCCCCAGUGGCCAUUGGUCAUUACAAGAUGAUCAAGCACAAAGGAGACAGAGGCAAUGAGCAGAAUCCACGCAGGUUUGACCUCCUGAAAAGGACCAGACUGAACUGGCGCUCUGACGGCCUCAACUCUCUGACCUACGAGCUCCUUUCCAAAGAGCUGGAGCCUCUCUACACCAACCUCACCGUCAACAUUGGAGAAGACCCCCGCCUGCCGCAGGGGAAGGCACCCAUCCCCGUUAAGGCAACAACCCCCGUCCACCAACGCAGCACCAGCAUGAAUGAGGGCACAGCCAAGAAGGAGGAGAAGAGACGACAGGGCAAAGGGUCCGUGGUGGAAAAUUCGAUCAAGAUAUUGGGUGAAAAGACAAAACCUGCGCAGUCAAAAGCAGCAAAUCAAACAACACACAAGGAAACUGGUGCGAUGACAUAGGAAGGGGUGUGUGACACAGAGACUGCGUCACAUCUGUAGCAUAAAGUGGCUUCCCUCUUCAUUCUGGAUCUGAAAGACCAAACGGAGGAUGCUGCUGUGCUGUGGGACUUCAAGUACACCAGCUUUUGGUGCUCAGUGCAGGUUAGCGAUAGUUAUGCAAUGGAUCCAAUGAAGCAGCCACUUUUGUCUACAGGGGUGAAUUCAGGAGGACGACUCUCGGUUCGACAUCCGCUGAAUGUUACUUGCGACUGUUGCAAAAAUCUGUCAGACUCAUAUCCGGGAGGAGAAUAGUGUCCGACACAGUCACAUCCACAUUGAGGGCCAAAACCGACGAAAAUGAAAAACAAAACAAAGAACGAGACAAACACACAAAUCUCCGCCCUUUUCUGGACAUCACAACCCGUACGACACCCGUCUGCCGCCAACAGACCUGCAGCUUCAUCAAGUCCGCUGCCAAAAAACUGCCGCUGUCAGUCCGCCCCACUCGUCCAGAGUGGGUUUGUGUUUCUGUGCCUUCUAUCUUUAAUGCGCAUUUUAUAGACUGGUAGAGUUGCUUUUAGAUGCUGACCUGGGGUUAAUUUUACCUCUCCAGACCGCCAGGGAGGUUGAAGCUGAUCCUAGACCAGAACAAAUGAUUUGUUCCAGGACUGCCGUUUUAUAUCUGUGUGCAUCGAUCAAGCGUUGACCAACUCCAUAGUCAUCAGACGAUUCUAGAGUUUAUAUUUAUAUAGAGACUUCUUUAUUUGUUUACUGGUUUGUUUUACUCGUCCUUCCCUACAGUCUGGUGCCUCUCUCGCUCUCUCUCUCUCUCUCUCUCUCUCGCUAUCUUACAUUUAGUUUAUAGACAAUCAAAAGAUAGCUCUGUAUUCAGCCACAUAACAAAGUGAGGAAAUAUCAUGACUAUCUUCACGCCCGUCAGAUAAACAUAGACUUGGCAUGAUAGCUGUUGUCCUAGUUUGACUAUACUCUUUAUACAUGGAUAGACCCGUGCGUCUGAUAUUACCUGUGCUUUUAUAAUUUUAUCUUUUAGAUACUGUAAGUCAGGUAUGGGGGGGGAGAAAAAAUAUAUAUUGUGGGCGUGUGACUAAACGUUCGCCGGUGUCAAAUUGUGUUUUAAUAACAAACGUGUUCAUAGUUACGAUGAAGCACUGUGUAUAGAUCUGAGCGUCGGACCAGGAGGCCUGGGCUCAGUGCGUCUGUAAGCUAUAAGAUGAGUGUGUCCACACAAGGACGAUGAAAAGAAAUAAUUUUUAUUACAAGGAGGACACCAAAUCAGAACUUAUAACAUAUAACAUGUAAGGUGGUUUGUGUAAACACCUCCAUUAUCAUCUAUCCUGUGAUAUAAAAGCCACUUAAUCACUCCGUCAUUGAUUCUAUUUAUCAUAUCAGCCAUUCAGAAUGUGUUUUUUUAAUAGUCCCUCCUCGUUCAGUGUCGUGAAGGGUUUUCUUAUUCGUUUGUUGUCGGGGGGCUUGAAUCUGAUCACUGUUAGGAUGUAGAAUCUCUUGCUGCUAUAUGACUCUAGGGGAAGUGUACAACUAAAAAGCUUGAAAGAUAACAUAUUGUAACAUGGUGUGGAAUUGUUUGCUCAUGCUAUCAUGUAAUGAAUGUAUUGAUUUUAUUUUAUUUAUUUAGUGCGUCACUGAUAGAGCUGAAUGCAGUGAUGUUGCAGUGCGGAUGUGUUUUUAGGGCUCGAAACACCGUUCUAAAUCGUAGAGCUGAUUAUUACCCAUUUCUACCACAUCCUUACGUCAACUUUGUGCCUCAUGAACUAACUAAGCGCUGCAGGCAUACUGCUGGGUGAUGUGUGAGCACCCUCAAGUGGUACAGACUGGUGUUUCGCCAGCUUGGAGAAAGCGAGGACUGAAUGAAACUGCAGUGUUGUGACAUGAAUGUUAAUUGGCCAUUCACAGGUUUCAGCCAAUCAAAUGUUUGCACUGCUCUGCGUUUGUGUCGUGUCACAUGUUUGAUCCUGCUCCCAAUCUUAAAGGUGUAGAACAACACUCUGAUUUUACUGGUUAAAAAAAGAAAAUUCAUGGCAUGUGUUUUAUGAAUGGAUAUAGUUUUAUAGACGGAAUCUAUGUUUAUUUAUGGAGACAUAUUACCUGUUUCAAAAAAGUGCUGUACAAACAGAUUGUCUUGAGAGUAUAUAAGAAAUGAGACAAUAAGACAGAAUUUCUUAGCUUUAUACUGCAUAACUAUUGAGUUGCAUAUCAACAGAUAUAUAUCCUCCAUUCCUCAUAUCGCCUGGGACAAUGCCUGUAUGACAUGGAGCAGUGAGAAAGCUUUUAAUGGUGUUGUGUAAUCUCAGCAGAUUAAUCAGCAACCUGUGUGCUUACCUAGAGAUUGUUACUAUAUUUAAUAAAUAGGCUAGUUUUUAUAAAGUCAUGCAAGUUUGGGAAAUAAACACUGUGUAGUUAAAUGGAGACAAUAAACAGGAU